This is a messenger RNA of Oryza brachyantha (malo sina), 1178 nucleotides long. RefSeq names its product jacalin-related lectin 35-like. Bases 1 to 936 code for a protein of 311 amino acids. Gene Ontology annotation, molecular function: carbohydrate binding. The record is from RefSeq and is a predicted model, not a curated record. The transcript is spliced from 4 exons. NCBI's taxonomy places the organism in Eukaryota, Viridiplantae, Streptophyta, Magnoliopsida, Poales, Poaceae.
AUGGCCAGCCUUGCCGGUAACUUCGAGGACACCCACGUCGCCGCGCCGGCGGCGUACCGCCGGUUCGCCUUGCGUGGUCUCUACAUGCGCCGCACCAAGAGCGGGCUGGGCCGAAGCCAGGCGGUGGUCGGCGCCGGUCCCGGCGCGCUCGGCGGCACCGCAUACAUGUCGUGGUGGCCGAUAUACAACGGGCUCGGCGACGACGCGAAGCUCGUCGCCCGGGCCAUAGGCCUCCACUGCGGCGUCCCCGGCUACGGCUUCCACACCCUGACGUUCGCCUUUGAGGAUGACAGGUUCAAGGGUGCCACCCUUCAAGCAAUGGGAAUAGUUCCAGGGGAAGACGAGGACUAUUCCAUUGUUGGUGGAACCGGAGAGUUCGCCAUGGUUAAUGGUGUUGUCAACAGAGUUGUGCUCACAACUGGGGAGCAGAUGGAUAUUGACAGGCUUACUAUCACCGGAUUAAUACCAGUCUUAAAUGAACUACAAGUUGUGCCUGUACAGAACCAAGUCAUAAAGAUUGGAGCAUGGGGUGGAAACGGAGGUCUCGAAGCUGAUGUUGGAGUGCAUCCUCAUCGGCUACAAAGCGUGACCAUCCGCAGUGGUCAGAUCAUCGACUCACUGUCGUACUCUUAUACAGACCAAGCUGGUGAGCAGCAUGUUGCAGGUCCAUGGGGUGGUAUGGGAGGAAACACAGCAACGAUUGAGCUUGCCAACAUGGAGUUCAUCAGGGAAGUUUCAGGAACAACGGGUGCAUUUCUUGGAGACAACGUUGUAACUUCUUUGAAGAUUAUCACCAAUUUAAACAUGUAUGGACCAUUUGGAGUACCAUUUGGCACCCCUUUCAACGUCCCUCUCCAUGGAAAUAACGGCAUCAUUGGAUUCUUCGGGCGAGCAGGACAAUUCCUUAAUGCAAUUGGUGUCUACACCCGCGCGUAGGCUGAAAUAAUGCAUUUAGAUCUCAAAAUGCAUUGUUUCUUUGGUUAUUUGUGUCGUAAUUCAUUCUCUUUUUCCUCGGUUUAUUUGUGUUUAUAGCGAAUAAGCGCAUGCCCGUACUCUAUAUGCGUCCAACGCAUGCAAGUCUGUCCAGCUCGUUGUUUGUUUCUUUGGAAAACUUGAAUUUAACCUCAGCAGUGAGAAAAAAACUAGUAAAUGGUGAGGUUCUCAGAAACAAAAAAUUC